AUGACGACUGUUGGCGCAUCGCUCCGCGAGUGGACAGUUUACCUGCUACUCUGCAGCAUCCCGACAUGCGCCCUCGCUCAAUCGACGAAUGAAACAGCCGCCCCUGAGAGCAGCUCAACCACGACCGGCUCCACGAGAAGUUCUCCCACGACGUCGGCGCUAUCGAAGCCUCCCGCCGUCGCCGAUGCGACAUGCCCUUUCCGCACGAUCAACUACAUUACGCACAGGCUGCCCCAGCAAUGCCUAAGGACGAGCUGGUCUGCGCCUACGCCGAGCGCUGUGGUGGACGACUCGAGCCAGGAAAACCUGGACAACACGCUGGAGGUGGUGGUACCGUGGGCUAGACAGGAUGCCUCAGGGAGCGAGGCAAAAGCCGAAGCCGACGGAAUAAGACCAGAAGCGACAGGCUCUACCGACGCUGCAGCAGGGCUCGCUUCAACGGGCACGCAAGCAGAGGCUGAGUUGGAGACAGACUCACCGUUUGAUAGCGAUAAUUUCCUGUCGUUCGAAGAGUGGAAGAAGAAGAAUCUCGAGCACGUUGGCCAGUCGCCCGAUAAUAUUGGACAGGCUCGUGCUGCCUCCUCUGACCAGCGCAAUCGACGCCGUCCGGUCAACGUCAACGCCCUCGACUCGUUGGGCGAAGAAGGAGAGAUUGAGAUAGACUUCAGCGGUUUUGGAAACCCUCCAGAGGGACAGGCGAUACCGACGAAGCCGCAUACAGAUGCUCAGCAGGAGACGACUACGACCACGGAAGGCGAAGGCCAUGCUGCUCCAAGCUCCUGGGCGCUCAGCAAAGAUGCAGGCAAGACUUGCAAAGAGCGCUUCAACUACGCCUCGUUCGACUGCGCCGCCACGGUCCUCAAGACAAACCCCAAAGCUAAGAGCACCUCCUCCAUCUUGGUUGAGAACAAGGAUAGCUACAUGCUCACUGAGUGCUCUGCCGAGAACAAAUUCAUCAUUGUUGAACUGUGCGAAGACAUCCUCGUGGAUACUAUCGUCCUCGCCAAUUACGAAUUCUUUUCUUCCAUGUUCCGUCAUUUCCGUGUUAGCGUUUCUGAUCGAUAUCCCGUGAAGCUGGACCGCUGGCGUGUACUGGGCACAUUUGAAGCCCGUAACUCUCGAGAGAUUCAGCCUUUUCUCAUCACCGAGCCGCAGAUUUGGGCACGGUAUCUCCGUAUUGAGCUUUUGACGCAUUAUGGUAACGAAUUUUAUUGUCCCAUGAGUUUACUGAGGGUUCAUGGUACGACUAUGAUGGAGCAGUAUAGGAGAGAGGAAGAAGAGGCGAGGGGAGAUGAUGACUUCGCGGAGCCGAUCGAUGAGGUUGCCGAGGAACCUGUACAGACCGCGAUGAUUUCUGCAGACGAUAGCCUUCCUGGCGAGCAGAUUCAAAGCAAACCUGAGAGGGAUGCUGACCCUAUCCAAGAGGCUCCGCCACAAGAAGAUGGCACCUUGAAUCCGACUGAAAGUGGAGACGGCUUUGAUUCGAUCAGCGGAGAUCAUUCGCCUCCAAAACGCGGAGGGCAUCCGCCCAUUCGUAUUCCGGAAGUGCCUAUCCAUGCCCAGGCAGACUCCACUGCCAACGAUCCUCCUUCGAACGAUCAACGCACCGGGCCAUCAACGCACUUGGACGUUGCUAGGAAUGGCAUGGGAAACCUUUCCAAUGAUUCUCCCAAUGCUGGCCAGGACUCCCUAUCUUCACCGUCCACUCCGGCUCAUACGCCAAAGUCACCUACCUCAACAGCGGAACAUUACAGUGGCGAUUCGAAGCCUGUAUCUUUACAGGCAACUGAUACGAAAAUUGCAAUCAACACUGACACAGGCGCUGCGCCGAACGCGCCCUCAAACAAAGGAGCAUCGAACAAUACCAACAGUGUCUCGCAGCCUCCAGCACAAACACGCACAUCAGUGCAAUCGCAACCAAACACCCCACCGACGCAAGAAUCCUUUUUCAAAUCCAUCUCGAAACGCCUUCAGUACCUGGAGGCUAACAGCACGCUCUCGUUGCAGUAUAUCGAAGAACAGUCUCGCAUUUUACGAGAUGCUUUCAUGAAAGUCGAGAAGAAACAAUUGCAAAAGACAGAGAAGUUUCUAGAUCAUCUCAAUACUACCGUCAUGCACGAGCUCAAGAGUUAUCGGAACUUGUACGAUCAGCUAUGGCAGAGUACGAUUUUAGAACUGGAGGGCAUGAAGGAACGGCAACAGACCGAGAUCGGGGAGAUUGGAGCGCGGCUCAGUAUGGUAGCGGACGAGCUCGUGUGGCAGAAGAGGAUGGCAGUAGUUCAGUCUACGCUCCUUUUGCUCUGCCUUGGGCUGGUCCUCUUUGUACGAUCCGGCACCCUGGGCUCACAGUCGGACAUCCCCAUUGUACAGCAGCUGGGUAAUACGUACUCCAGCUUCUUCGACACCCCGUCGCACAGUCCGGAGGGCGGCAGACGGGCAAGGCGAAGACGCACAUUCGGACAUAUUUGGCGAAGCGAUACUUCCGCCGCCCUGAGCGAUCGCAGUGGCCAUGUUAGCGACAUUGUCAAUGGUGUCUCCGACGCAGAAACAGACGGACGCCGCAGCCCCCUGCAAGUCGCUUUCAGCCCACCUACACCAGCCAUCCGCGGAGGGUCUCCGAUGGCGAGAAAAGAGGGCUCAGCGUCUCCUGAGCAGCCCAACGGAGUUGACUCAGCCUUGACCCAGAACGCCAAUGGUCUCCCCACGCCGACCGAGGAGGCCAGUGACCCACUUGCUAUCCAAGAGCAAGCCAAACGUCUCGAGGUUUUGGAAACACAGUCGGGGCCCGCUACUCCACGCGGCUCGCGAGACAGCAGGCCGUCGUGGGAGGAAGUUGAUCGUGCAAUUGAUAUACUUAACGCUGAAGAAACAGAGGAGGAAGUAGAAUUGAAGAGAAAGGUUAGGGAAGCGCUGAAGAGGCGGCGAAGUCCGUUGCAAAGAGCGGAGAGCUACAACGGCGUGACGAGCGAGACUCAGUCGCCGGAUUCGGGUGCAGAUGGCGAUGAGAGCCUGUUUGUGUCGGAUUGA
Messenger RNA from Didymosphaeria variabile, 3027 nucleotides. RefSeq lists its product as uncharacterized. Gene Ontology annotation, cellular component: membrane; cytoplasm. The coding region runs from base 1 to 3027 and encodes 1008 amino acids. Gene Ontology annotation, biological process: protein folding in endoplasmic reticulum. Lineage: Eukaryota; Fungi; Ascomycota; Dothideomycetes; Pleosporales; Didymosphaeriaceae. The record is from RefSeq and is a predicted model, not a curated record. The transcript has a single exon.